AUGAGUUCCAUAUAUAAUCGUAUUCUCAAAAAUGUUAGUGACUCGAAUUCUGAGUCUGAUUCAUCUUCAACGACUUCCUCCGAUAAUGAACUCGACCAAAUUGUAACUAUGGAAUAUGCUAGAAGAAGAAUCCUCAAUACGUCCCGAUCAACCGCAAGCUCUUCUACCAUGGGUAAAAUGAAACGCCGUAUCAUUCCACGUGAUAUAGAGCAAGGCCAUAAGCGCUUAUACAAAGAUUAUUUUUCUGAAAAUCCAGUCUACCCAACAGAUAUGUUCCGAAAACGAUUUCGUAUGAAUCGUGAUGUGUUCUUUCGCAUACAAAUGGAGGUUGAAAAGCACGAGCCUUACUUUGUGCGUAAGCGAAACGCUGCAGGUACACAAGGAUUAUCUUCACUACAAAAAAUCACAGCGGUACUACGAAUAUUAGCUUACGGGGAUUCUGCGGACUCAAUUGACGAGUAUGUGCGCAUUAGAGCAAGCACUGCCUUAAAGAGUCUAAAAUUGUUUACUAAAACAAUUGUUGAAGUAUUUGGGGAGGAGUAUCUAAGGUCACCAACACCCGACGAUUUGAGACGUUUGCUAGCACAAGGUGAGAGUCGUGGGUUUCCCGGAAUGUUGGGAAGUAUUGAUUGCAUGCACUGGACGUGGAAAAAUUGCCCAACUGCAUGGCACGGGUCUUUGAACGACAUAAAUGUUCUUGAACAUUCGACUAUAUUUCAUGGCUUAACACAAGGUGUUGCUCCAUCGGUUCGAUAUUCAAUAAAUGGACACAACUACACAAUGGGAUAUUAUUUAGCAGACACUAGAAAUAGAUCUUCGUCAGUUGUCUAA
Impatiens glandulifera is the source of this 831-nucleotide messenger RNA. RefSeq lists its product as uncharacterized. Bases 1 to 831 code for a protein of 276 amino acids. The transcript is spliced from 2 exons. NCBI's taxonomy places the organism in Eukaryota, Viridiplantae, Streptophyta, Magnoliopsida, Ericales, Balsaminaceae. The record is from RefSeq and is a predicted model, not a curated record.